CGAUCAAGAUCUAACGGUCCAGAUCCAUUCCCUCUCCUUCUCAUUCUUCUGUACUUCUCUGAAAAAAAAUUCUUCUUUGUCAUCGAAAAGCCGAUCGGGAGGAAAAAUAGAUUCAACGGCCGUCUGGUUACUGUCUAUAUCACCGUUUCGACGAUUCAUCUUCUCCGAGCAGAUCUGUAUUUUGGUUGAUUAUUAUUUUUUGCGAUGGCUGCUCCGCCUGCUAGAGCUCGGGCUGAUUACGAUUACCUCAUAAAGCUCCUGUUGAUCGGAGACAGCGGUGUGGGUAAGAGUUGCCUCCUCUUGCGUUUUUCAGAUGGCUCGUUUACCACCAGUUUCAUUACAACUAUUGGAAUUGAUUUCAAGAUACGGACUAUAGAGCUGGAUGGGAAGAGAAUUAAGCUGCAGAUAUGGGAUACUGCAGGACAGGAGCGGUUCCGCACAAUCACAACUGCAUACUACCGUGGUGCCAUGGGCAUUUUGCUUGUGUAUGAUGUGACCGAUGAAUCGUCAUUCAACAACAUCAGGAAUUGGAUCCGUAACAUUGAGCAGCACGCUUCUGAUAAUGUCAACAAGAUUCUAGUGGGGAACAAGGCUGAUAUGGAUGAAAGCAAAAGAGCUGUGCCAAAAUCUAAGGGCCAAGCUCUUGCAGAUGAAUAUGGAAUCAAGUUUUUCGAGACUGUACGUUGUGGUUGUAGAUUUUGUUAUGCGUCAAUAUCUAUAGGAAACUUGGCCAUUCUUGUCACCCUGUUAACGUUGAUGAGUUUGCUCUUGCAGAGUGCCAAGACUAACUUAAACGUUGAGGAAGUUUUCUUUUCAAUUGCUAAAGACAUUAAGCAAAGACUUGCAGAUACCGAUGCAAGGGCUGAGCCACAAACAAUCAGAAUCAACCAAUCCGACCAAGGUGCAGGGACAUCUCAAGCCACUCAGAAAUCAGCGUGUUGCGGUUCGUAAAAACCGGAUCCACGACGCCAUCAAAGGAGAAGAGAAUAUGGCUACUGAUGAGAAACAUGUUAUACUUUAACCUUUGGAAAAGGAAAAGAAAAAGGGAAAUCUUCUAUGCUUUUCUAGACGAGAUGGCGUUUUCUACGUAUUCUUUGAAUUUCUCUCUUUCCCCUAAAUGGUAUAAUGUGAUUUGUGAACGACACAUAUUUUCUAGUUAUGCUAAAUCAGUUUGUCACAAA
Molecule: messenger RNA, 1181 nt
Organism: Eutrema salsugineum
Lineage: Eukaryota; Viridiplantae; Streptophyta; Magnoliopsida; Brassicales; Brassicaceae
Product: ras-related protein RABE1a
Exons: 8
Coding region: 205-951 (248 amino acids)
Biological process (GO): protein secretion; regulation of exocytosis
Cellular component (GO): plasma membrane
Molecular function (GO): GTPase activity; GTP binding
Source: RefSeq, a predicted model, not a curated record